Molecule: messenger RNA, 4635 nt
Organism: Podarcis lilfordi (Lilford's wall lizard)
Lineage: Eukaryota; Metazoa; Chordata; Lepidosauria; Squamata; Lacertidae
Source: the annotation of a GenBank genome assembly
AUGGCCGCGCGCUCCGUGGCGUCUCCAAAAUACGCCGCCCGGGGAUGCGGGCGCACGCGCUGUACCGCGCCAGGCCAUCGGGCCCGCCCACUUCAGACAGGCAUGGCUACGAGUAGGGAGGACCUGAGGCGGCGGCGAGGGGCUGGUGGGGAGGCGGUCGCAGCCGCCUCAGACUCCGGCGCGAAGGAGUCGCGCAGCCCCCCGGCUCCCUCCGCCUUGCGCCCUGGUACCUUUUGGCUAACGCGCCUGGUGCUGCUGCGCGCCACCGCCUUCAUUUACUGUGAGUGCCUGCCUGGCAGGGGACGGGGAGGCAGAGAUGGAGAAAUCGGCGACGGGGCUUCCAAAUCCUCGCCAUCAGUUCUCUAUUUCCAGCUAACGAUUUUUAUUUGGUGGGGUGGGGAUAGAUAAUAAGCAUCUUUCUCUCCAGCUUUUUAUUUUUUUAAAAAAGAAACUGGCAAGACUGCAAAUCCUAACCUCCCACAUACCCCAUUGAAUUCAUUGGGACUUUCUCAUAAAUCAGGAAACCGGAAGGCGUCGGGCAAAACUCCCCCUCCUUCCCUGCAAAUAAGAAAAAUGAUUGCAAAGGCUGUUGUUGUGGCUCACUCUGCACAGAAACAAGCUGAAGGGAGAGUGAUGCCUCCUGGGGCAAUGAGUGCAAACAGAUAGCUUUGUACUUGGCUUCUACUCUACUAGUUCAGCUUCCAAGUAUUUUACAGUAUUACUUUCCACAGAAAUAAUCAUUUUCUGUAUUCAUAGUUUUUAAAAAAUCAGAUUGCUAAAAAUCAGUUCAGUUCUCUAGGUAUUUUGAUUACCGGUAUCUCCUCCCUCUGCUUCCUGAAUCUUCCAACAUUCAGCUUCUUUCAAUGUCUCUGAGUUCUAGUGUUAUGAGAGAAGGAGAAAAACUUUUCACUGUCCACUUUCUCCACUUUCUAUCUUGUGAAAUGCCCUUAGAUCUUUUGAUGAAGGGUGGUAUAUAAAGCAAAGAAAGAAAGCAUAAUUUUACAAAUUUCUAUCAUGUCACCUCUUGCAAUUCCAGCAAGCUCUGCUUUUGAGAAUGGUCUUUAGGUUUCUAGCUUUGCAAAAGAAAGCUGCAGGUGUGUGUAUUUCAUAACUAUUCUUUCAAGAGCCAAAGCUCACCGGUAGAGCAGCUGUUUUGCAUGUAGAAGGUCCUAGGUUCAAUUCCUGACAUCUCUGGGUUGUGCUUGGAGAGACUCCCUGUCUGAAACCCUGGAGAGCCCAUGCCAAUCAGUGUAAGCCACAGAUAGGGAAUCUUUUCAAUGAAUGGGCAAGAUCCUGAGGCCCCACCACCCCAGCUUGUAACCUGGAAAGAUGGGAGUGGCCACCCACCUUUCACUCUCCUGGUGUUGUCUUGAUGUCAGGUGACCAAUUUUCCAUUUGUAGGGUGGCUUGAGUUCAAGCCAUGCUGCAAAAGAAGAUCCCGGCCAGCCCAAGGCAGGGCUUGGAAGUCAUCACCAACUAGCAUUGCUUUCAGGUUCUCCUUCUGACAAGAAUCAUUCUCAGUGAUACUUUGCAUUUGGCAGCAAUGGUUAAAGGUGCCAAGUUCAAGCUUUGCUUUCUAAGGAACAGUUGGGAGAACAUUUUAAGCCUCCCGGUUGUUCAUUUGCAACCACAUAUUGACAUAUAUGACAUGAGGACACCAGAAGCGCUUCCUGGAACAGGCCCAGCUAGUCAAGCAUCCUGUUCUCAUAGUGGCCAACCGGAUGCCCAUUAUGGGAAGACUGCAUGCAGGACCUGAGUGCGAGAGCCCUCUACCCAUCUGCGGUUUCCAGCAUCUCGUAUUCAGAAGCAUUACUGCCCCAACUGUGGAGGCAGCACAUAACCAUCAUGGCUACUAGCCAGCGAUAGCCUUAUCCUGCUCCUUGAAUUUGCCCAAUCCUCUUUUAAGUUGGUGGCCAUCACUGCCUCUCGGGGUAGCAAGUGCCAUAUUUUAACCAUGUGCUGCAUGAAGAUGUCAGAUGUAGUGUGGGGCUUAGAUAAAAUAGCCUCUCUGGCCAAAUUAGGACCCUGGCCUGGGUUAAUUAAGCCUGAUACUUCCCCAUUGCUUGUGAAGAGACCUCAGUGGACUAUUGGCCUUUCCCUUUAUAAGGCAUCUUCCCUUCGUGGUUCACUACCGCAUGUGGUCAGCACUUUUAACUGAUUUUAAGAAAAUUGAUUGCUUUUUUGUAAGAAGCUUGGGUGGGAAUGGGGAGGAGCAGAUGUGUCUUGAACGUUUUGCAUUUCACGUCUUUUCAUCCGUAUCAAGCAUGAAUAUCGGGAUUAUUUCUUCCUCGAACCAUGACAAUCUUUGGGUGGGGAGAGCAACACAAAGAAAAGGCUGGGGCUAGAUCAGCAGACCUAACAAGUCUAGAUGGCUGAGACUCUGUGCCUGUUGGGUUGUUCUUAUUAUUACCACUAAUGUAUUAAUUGCCUUCUAAACCACAGUGUCAAGGCGAUUUACGCAUAAGAUAACUGAAAAUAGCUAAAAACACAGAAACAAGAAAUACGUCUAAAACUGGACCCAAUUCCUAACAAGUGGAAACUUGUGGUAGAGACCCGUUUGUCCAGAUUGGGGGUACACCACUGGAACAAUGUUUUCAACUGUUUCUGGAAAGUGCAGGUAGUGGGCAACUGUACAUAGACGGAUGAUCUGACUCUGAAUAAGGCAUCUUCCUAUCUACAACCUUAUCCCAUGUAAUGCACAGAAAAUACCUUUAAAACAAUAUGAAAAUGAACAGCUUCUACUGUGUUCCGCUAGAUUUCCAGAAGUGACUUUUACAUUGUGUGAAAGCUUAAAUAUAAUAUGGAAAUUAGCAGUUAGGGAAAACGUCAAAUGGAGUACUGUGUGAAUGCAUCCCAACUGAGCUUCUUGCCAUUGUGAACCUGUCAGGCCUCUAUUUCAGGGGCCUCUUUGUGGCCUCGUGUGUGCUGCUUCUAGAUGUUUCCGUUAUGUCCAACCUGCAUGUAAAUAACAGUGUACACUCUCCGUUUUAUUUCCGUUUUUGUCAGGGUGUAUCUUAUUCCUCAUUUGCUCUUCCUUUGUUUAUCUUUGCUCUCAAGCCAGGAGUGUAAUUUGUACUUCUAGGAGCUGAUGAGCAGUUGGAUGGCAGGCCAGCAAUUUUGAGGUAAAUUUUGAUUAGCACUUGAGGAAAAACUCCUUGGCCAAUUGCAGUGUUAAUCAGGGUAAAUUAGGUUGUGGAGGGUUCCCCACUCCUCACCGACCCUCACCCUGGAAGGAAGGGAAAAAAUAUUUUUAACCAAAGUGGAUAUAUUAAACUGUGGGGGAAGUUUCAUGAAGGCCACAGGCUUGAUUUGGAUUUCUUUAUGUGUCUUAACUAUCAUUUACGACUGCUUUGGUGUGAUGGUGCAAUGUUAUAGCAUAGCCUACCAGACACUGCUUACCUAGUUGCCUGCAGUGGCUAAGUGUUGCCUCUAGGUGACCAAGCAAACAAAUUGAACAAAAAAUGGUGGUUUUGGUUCCCUCCCUAUCCCCCCCCCCGCCCGCUGUAUAUUAUUUAGGCAUAUGUUGGCUGGCAAGCAAAGGCUGUAACCUGGUUACAUUUGUUUAUUUUUUAAAAAAAUUUAUUAACAAUUGCAACAUAACAAAAUAUCAAAACAUAUUAUAUUCAUUAUUUCCCCCUUUUUCCCCACCUCCCCAUCAAACCCUCCCUCCCCCUGAGACUUCCCUUAGCUCGUCCCUCUGAUUUAUACAAUUUUACAGUAUGCAGAGAAUAACAUGUACAUUUGUUUAUUUAGAUGAUUUAUAUCUAUACAUCAUCCUUUACACAAGCCACAGGGUGGUUUAUAGUAAAAGUAAAUAAGAUGAGAAGAAUAUACACAAUCUGUAAAAAGAUACAAGCCUUAAGAGUAACAGCACAACUCAUAGCAAAUCAGUAGGUAACAAAUUACUAAAAGAUGCAGGAAAUGCUCUAAGCAAGCACGCAAGCUGGAAUUUACUCCGACAAGAGGCAAUGAUGGCCACCAACAUGGAUGGCUUUAAAAUAGGAUUGGACAAAUUCAUGGAGGACGAUAAGGCUAUCAAUGGUUAUUACCCCUGAUGGCUAUGUUCUGCCUUCACUGUUGCAGGCAGGAAUGCUUCCAAAUACCAGUUGCUGGAAACUGCAGGAGGGGAGAGUUCUGUGGCACUCGGGUCCAGCUUGUGGGCUUCUCAUUGGGUCACCUGGUUGACUACUUUGAGAACAGGAUGCUGGACUAGAUGGGUCACUGGUACAGCAGCCUCUUCUUGCUCCUACAAUAAUUCUGCUUUACUUGGACUGAUGUGUCUCUGCUAACACGCCUUUUCCCUCAUCUUUUUUCUUUGCAGUUGUAGCUUUUUUGGUGGCUAAGCAUCAAAACAAGGCCCUGAUUGGAGACCAGGGACUCCUCCCUUGCAAGUUGUACCUGGAGAGUGUCAAGCGCUAUUUCAAGGGGAAGAUAAACUUGGACGCCUUAAGCUAUGCCCCCACUUUAAUUUGGUUUUUGGAUUGGUCCAGCAUGGACAGUGUCCUGGAUGCCUUUGCUGUGGCUGGCCUGGGGAUCUCAUCUUUUGUCCUGGUCACCGGCUGCGCCAAUGUGAUCCUCAUGGCUUCCCUGUGGGCUCUCUACCUCUCCUUAAUUAACGUGGGACAGGUCUGGUAA